UAUUUUUCUUAUGUCUGUAGUCCUCUUCUCCCUCUUUCUUUUUGCUGUGAUGUAUAGAUAGUUUCAUUUUUGGCUUGUUGUAUACAUUAUCCUAUCCCCCAAUUCCCAUUUCCAUUUUGGCCUUAUUGAUUUGCGUUGCCUUCCCUUUUGAGUAGGGAGGGACUGAGAAUUACCUGAAUGCAUCAUCACACCACCAUAUCCUUCAAACCUUCAUCCAAUGGCUUGUUCUCUCUCAAUCCUCCUCCUAUAUUCCAAAACCCUAGUUUUGUAAUUCGCCCACUCAGAAACAAGCUUCGUUAUUCCAUUCUCAAUUGCCGAGGCAUUGAAAUUCCUCUCCCUAAACUCCGCCCGCGCCUUAACUCUAUCAACAAUGGCUCUACAAAAUUCACAAGUAUCGCUGCUGCUGUCAAAGAUGUUGAUAUUGCCACUCUUGGGAAUCUAUGUGUCGAUAUUGUUCUCAAUGUCCCGCAAUUACCUCCUAAGCCUUUAGAACAACGAAAGGCUUAUAUGGAACAGUUGUCCAAAUCCCCUCCCGAUAAGCGGUACUGGGAAGCUGGUGGAAACUGCAAUGUGGCUAUAGCAGCAGCAAGGCUUGGCCUUCAUUGCAUCUCCAUUGGUCAUGUAGGUGAUGAGAUCUAUGGACGGUUCCUCAUUGAUGUGCUUAGUGAUGAGGGUAUUGGUAUAGUUGGGAUGAAUGAGCAUAGUGAAGCGCUUAAUCUUUCAAGUUCUGACAAUGAAACACUACUGUGCUGGGUUUUAGUGGACCCUUCGCAGAGACAUGGUUUUUGCAGUCGUGCAGAUUUUAGUGCAGAUCCUGCUUUCAGUUGGAUGAGCAGACUAUCUACUGAAGUAAAGAUGGCUAUUAGAAAAUCAAAGAUCCUCUUUUGCAAUGGUUAUGACUUUGAUGAGCUCUCCCCUAGCCUUCUUGAAUCUGCUCUUGAGUGUGCUGUGGAAUCUGGGACAUCUAUCUUUUUUGACCCUGGACCACGAGGUAAGAGUCUUAUCGCUGGAAGACGUGAAGAACAAAGAACAAUUGGAAAGUUGUUGAGGAUGAGUGAAGUGCUUCUACUGACUUCCGAGGAGGCUGCAUCUUUAACUGAUAUCAAUGAUCCAAUUUUAGCGGGCCAGGAGUUGCUCAAUAAUGGAGUUUGUACUAAGUGGGUAAUUGUUAAGAUGGGUCCGAAGGGUUCAAUUUUAAUCACCAAGUCGAGCAUAACGUGUGCACCUGCUUUCAAGGUCAAUAUAAUAGACACUGUGGGCUGUGGAGAUAGUUUUGUGGCUGCAAUUGCAUUUGGCUUCAUACAUGACUUGCCCUUGAGUUAUACAUUAACCCUGGCAAAUGCCGUGGGUGCUGCAACUGCUACGGGAUGCGGUGCUGGUAGAAAUGUUGCCAGUUUGGGGAAGGUUCGGGAACUAUUGAAGGAAUCAAAUUUGAAUGAGGAUGACAAGUUUUGGGAUGAAGUACUGAAUGAUAAUGUGAACUCCCGGGAUUUAACUAUACUGUCAAACAUGGUUGUAAAUGGUAACAGUCAGGUGAACCGUGUCUCCCUUCAAAAGGUUGUAUCCGAAGUGCUACCUAAGCUUGAAUUUUCACCAAAGAUGACUGGCUCCUUCAAAUAGAUGAUGCAGUUUUCUUGGACAAUUAGAUUUUGUAGAUGUUACCACCAUUCUGAUUGUUGCAUAUUCACGACCAUGGAAAGAAAUACAUGAGUUGGAGGUGGUCUAGCUUGCGCAUUAUGACAUGCACAGUUGUAUUAGGGUUGCUAUCUUACUGGUGGUCGAAUUGACAGUUUUGUUGAUAGAAGUGUCCAGAUACUAUCCAUUGAUCUGCUUGCAUGCAUGGAAGAGGGAUUGGCAGAUAGAUUGAGCGUUAGUGUUUGCGGGAAAUUGCAUGAUCAAGCAGCCUGUGAUUCCUGCUUGUUGAAGUUUCUGAUUUCUUGUUCAUUGAAGGUUACACUAAACAUACAGAAGGCAAAGUGGGCCAUCUGUUUUACAAUGGAUGCCAUAAGCCAUAUUUUUCUAGUUUAGGAUGUUCUGUAGAAGAUACAAAUUCAUAUUUGCAACACGAAGGCCACUUUCACCAUUUGUGAUGAGAAUAGUUGGACACAAUUUGUGUAUCCUUUCCCAUUAUAUGCCUGUUGAGAUUGCAACUUAACUUGCAUCAUUUGUGCAAGAUGAGCUAGUUCGCCAUUGACUAAGUAGAGGCAUUUUGUAACCCCUGUUUAAGUGAUGGCAUAAGUUCAUAAAACUUUGUUAGUCUAGUUAUUUCAGACUCAACUUUCAAUACACGCAUGAAGUUUGGCAUAUUGUUUGUGCAAGCAAACUUUGGACAUGCAUACUUGCAUGGUUUUUUGUCAUAUUUGGUUUCUAUUAA
This is a messenger RNA of Solanum dulcamara, 2374 nucleotides long. RefSeq names its product probable fructokinase-4. The transcript is spliced from 5 exons. Lineage: Eukaryota; Viridiplantae; Streptophyta; Magnoliopsida; Solanales; Solanaceae. Bases 178 to 1620 code for a protein of 480 amino acids. The record is from RefSeq and is a predicted model, not a curated record.